AUGUCAAGAAUAGCGCCAAACCCUGAACAAUUUUCUGAGGAUCCUCCACACGUUACUUUCCUUCUUCCUACGAAAAAUCCACCUUCUUCAUCUUCAAGUAGGACUCCUUCAGUAAUUUCUGUUGCCUCUAUUAAUUUUACUUUGAAACAGCCACGUUAUCAUACUCUAUACCAACCUUCAUGGCGUGAACAGUUGGCCGUUGAACUUGACAACUCUGCCAUUGGUAGUAUAUGGAAAUUGGUUGACGCUUUCCUCAAUAUAUUAUUAUGUGGUAUUUACAUUGCAAACACGAACGAUAUGAAGGGAACCUUGCCAUGGUUUAACGUGUGGUUAGAAGUCUUAGUGUCAAUUAUCUUAUUAAUGGAAUAUAUUCCAAAGUUUUAUAUCUAUGAAUUAAAUUCUUGGCGUUCCUUGUUUACCAGUCCUACACCAAUUCUUACACUUUUAACUGUAUACCCUGUGAUUCAUUCGUUGCUAUUUUUCUGUACUAUCAUAUUUCUUGUAUUAACUGGGUCUUCUUUAUUACACGGCGUGGAAUAUGUUUAUAUGGGCGAGAAACUUACUUUCUUAGAUGCUGUGUUUUUCACGACUAUUAUGUUGGGCACCGUCGGAUACCUUAGUGAUAUAUAUUCGAUAUCGGAAUUGAUCGCAUUGAUACGUUCCAAAUCAGUUUAUGAUAGGCCAUUUAAAAAGAUUUCACAGCAACCACAUGUUAUUAUUAUUGCACCAACUUUAGAAUUACCUUCUUUAAGGCACUUUUUAAAAGAGUUUUAUUCGUUGGCGCAUGGCCCUGCUACGGUUAACACUAAGGUGGUGAUAUUAAAUCCUAUGGAUCCUACAGAUCGCGUGAGGACAUUCCUUUCUGAUCCCGUCUUCGCACAUCGUGUACAAUAUAUUCGUGGGAGUUCACUUGAGGCGCGUAGUCUUGAAAAGGCUAAUGCAAAACACGCGUCUGCCUAUUUUAUUUUAGCCAAAAAAUAUACUCAACAAAGUGAAAUUAUAGAUGCGGAGAAUGUAUUGAAAGCGAUCGCAUUGAGAAAAUUCGAUCAGGGACCAAAACUUUAUAUUCAAUGCAUUUUGCCAGAGAAUAAAGUUCAUUUUGAGAGUUUAAAUCCCGAACAAAUAAUAUGCACUGACGAGUUAAAACUUGCUAUUCUUGCACAUUCAUGUCUUACUCCUGGUUUUUCGACUCUUUUGUAUGGAUUAACUACUUCAUUUACAUUUGAAACUGCCCACGAGUUAAGAGCUAGAUCAAAGAAAAUGAAAGGUUCGGAUUGUAUUGACACUGACACUAUUGAAGAUUAUAUUACUGGGAUUUCGCAAUCGAUAUAUACGACCACUUUAUCCGAAUUUUUCUCAGGAAAAACGUUCCUUGCUGUUGCCGAGCGGCUUUAUGAUAGUUUAGGUGUAGUUUUGUUUGCUAUUGGGAUUCCAAAACAACGUUCAAUUAGCAGAUAUACAAAUAAUUGGAUUUAUGGUCAACAUGAGGAAGUAGGGGAGGAGGAUUCUAAAAAUUACAUGGUCUUAAUAAAUCCUGGGGAUUAUGUUGUGAAAGGUGAUGAGAUUGGAUUCGUCAUUGCAUUAGAUGGUUCUAUAGCAGAUGGUGUUUCGUCUUAUAAGGGUCAUAAUGGAAAUCCAAGGAGUACUGUUAUAUCACCUGAAAGACAUGGGCAAGUCCCACCAGAAAGACAACCAUUAUUAUCUGCUGAUGGAUUGAAAAACAAUUCGGGCGGAGGAUAUUUUGAUCUAAAGAAAAAAGCAGGUCCAGCAACAACACCUGAUGGACAGCAUGAGUAUCCACAUAGACCUGAUUCUUCAGUUGCACGUCGUCAUCGUGCACUGUCAACACCUCUUGCUUUAAACGAUGAACAUCAAGUUCGUCAUCACCCUUCACAUCAUCACACCAUCGAUCCUAUUUCACAUGGUGCCUCUCUAGCACACGAUGUUGAACAUCCAAACUCUAUUAUUGAUGUUAUCACCGGUCAUAUUAUUUUGUGCGAUUAUUCACCAACCAUAUUUCCACGUAACCUUGAUUGUUUCGUUAUUUAUUUUGUGCAAGGAAAUCCAAUGACAAGAGAAGGUUUAGAACUUGGAAGAGUGAAACACGCUAAACAAGCUGUCAUUUUAACAGAUUCCACCCGAAUUUUAAGGCAUACAUUUUACUUAUUUGCGAAUGGAGAAAGAACAGAAGACGCAUCAGCAAUGUUAGUCUAUUUGAAUAUUAAGGCUAUGUGUAAUGCAGACAUUGAUGUGUUUGUAGAAUUUGUUCAUAUGGAUAAUAUGAAAUUUAUGUCUGAGGACGCAUCGGCUAUUGAUAAGAAUAUGCAAGCACAUCAUUCACCGGCUUUUAUGGCUGGUACAUGCUUUACUUUAUCUAUGUUGGAUAGUAUAAUUUGUCAAUCAUUUUAUCAACCACACCUCGUAGCGAUAAUCCAUCAGUUACUUUUUGGCGCACCUCCAUUGCACUUACCUUCUGGGGCUACAUGUCCCGCGCCUGCUCAUUCACAUUUUUUUCAAAUCCCUAUUCCACAGGCAUAUAUUGGGUUUCAAUAUGGUGCAUUAUUUAAAUAUUUUUUGGAAGAAAAAAAGGUUAUACCUUUAGGAUUGUAUCGAACUAGGAAAAUGAAAACUUCCGAUGAUAAUAUAAAAUCAACUAAAUAUGUUUAUACCUGUCCUAGGUAUAAUGUAUAUUUAAGAGAUGAUGAUAAGGUUUUCGUAUUAAGCAAAAGAAUGCCUGUUUGUUAA
Messenger RNA from Funneliformis caledonium, 2745 nucleotides. The record is from the annotation of a GenBank genome assembly. Lineage: Eukaryota; Fungi; Glomeromycota; Glomeromycetes; Glomerales; Glomeraceae.